Chiloscyllium plagiosum (whitespotted bambooshark) is the source of this 1380-nucleotide messenger RNA. The record is from RefSeq and is a predicted model, not a curated record. Lineage: Eukaryota; Metazoa; Chordata; Chondrichthyes; Orectolobiformes; Hemiscylliidae.
AUGCCUCUUCUACUCCUCUUGCUAUUACUCACCGCGUCUGUUCAACAGACAGCCAAUGCGCCUGUGGUCCAAGGCUCGCAUCCAAGCAAAUCCAUAUUGUCACCUGUGUAUCAUGUGGAGGGUCCACCCUUCGCAGUCAUUGAAGAAGACCAUUCACCAUCAGAAGAUGACAAACAACAUCAAGACAUUCCAAUAUAUAGUGAAUCAAAAGGAAAUGUCGUCUCAAUUGAGGAACUACAAAAGAUCAUAAACAGCUUUAAAACUAAGUGUCAAGUACACGUUGAUAUACAACCUAUAAGAAAAAUUGUUGAGAGAAAGCCAACAAAUCCAGCACUAGAAAUAUUCGUUGAAACCCCUAAAACAAUUGUUUUUGAGGAGAAGCCAACAAAAGCAGUAAAAGUUAAACACCCUGUGAAAGAAGUGAUUAUGAAGAAACCAGUAACAGAAGCAGUCUCUACAGCCUCUACACUCCCUGGAAUGAUAGUGAUUGAGAAGGAACCAACACCAGAGUUACACUUUAUAAACACUAAAGACGAAGAAGAGAUCAAAGAGCAAACAACACCAGCAAUACGUAUCAUCACUCGAAAAAAGAUACCAAUUCGUGAAAUAACGACAACUGAAUCAACAACUGAAUCAACAGCAGCCAUACGCUUUGUGACCACUAAAAAGAAGCAAGCCAAAGAGAAGCCAUUACAUGAAUCAAUACCAGAUAUAGGCUAUAUAAGUCAUGAAAUGGAAAUAGCUGAUACUAAGGCAGAAGACACCACAAUUGCCCCAAUACCAGAUUUAGGCUUUGUGAGCCCUGAAAUGGUCUUGAAUGAAAUGGAAUACAGGAAAGAAGGGACAGCAACUGAACCAGUAACAGCUCCUGCAAAGCCGAAGGUGGUGACAAAGAAGGUGAAGAUUUUGUUAGAAAAGCGGACAGAACCACCAAGAGGAGGUUUAAUUUUGCUAAGCCCAGAGGAGGUCACAGAAACAUUGUACCGGAUAGAAGAGAAAACAAGUCCAUCAAGUCAAGAUUUGAUUGAGAUUAAAAAGCCUAGGGAAAAACCAGUACCAGAACUGAUCAGAUUAAAAAAACGAGCAGCAAAAGUAAUGCCAGAUUUGUUUGCAAUACAAGGGCCAGAACAAGAAAUAUCAGAAUUUGUGGAGGUAGAAGAAGAACCAGAAGAGGAAGUGUUAUCAGACUUAAUUGAGGAAGAAGAUUCAGAAGAAACAUUAUCAGAAUUUAUUCCGGUAGAUGAACGAGAAAAAGAAGAAUUAUCAGGUAAACAUCUGGCCCCAUGGAAAUCGUUGAGGUACAAGAGCCAGAAGAAGAAGAAGAAGAAUUAUCAAGUAAAUAUCUGGAACUAUGGACGACUUUGCAUACUUGCUGUUUAG